Oncorhynchus nerka (sockeye salmon) is the source of this 2927-nucleotide messenger RNA. Its product is annotated as BDNF/NT-3 growth factors receptor-like. Gene Ontology annotation, cellular component: signaling receptor complex; plasma membrane; axon. The coding region runs from base 1 to 2412 and encodes 803 amino acids. The transcript has 18 exons. Gene Ontology annotation, biological process: protein phosphorylation; cellular response to brain-derived neurotrophic factor stimulus; trans-synaptic signaling by neuropeptide, modulating synaptic transmission. Gene Ontology annotation, molecular function: brain-derived neurotrophic factor receptor activity; brain-derived neurotrophic factor binding; ATP binding. The record is from RefSeq and is a predicted model, not a curated record. NCBI's taxonomy places the organism in Eukaryota, Metazoa, Chordata, Actinopteri, Salmoniformes, Salmonidae.
AUGGGCUACAACGUAGGGGGAUAUGGAAUGGCUCGCUCGGGAAUUUUUAUCGUGUUGAUGGGGUUGUGGAGGUUUAGCUCUGCUUGCCCUGCAUCCUGCACUUGCAGCAUCUCAAGGCUUGUUUGUAUCGAUCCUGACCCAGGGAUCGAGGAUUUCCCUAUCCUUACGUUAGAUGACAUGGAAAUGGACAUCAACAUCACCGAUAUAUACAUUGCAAAUCAAAAUCGACUAUUUGACAUUAAUGAUAACAGCUUGAAGUACUACUCGAAUCUCAGAAAUCUAACUGUGACAAAUACGGGACUGACUUCUAUCUCAUCAGAAGCCUUUUUCAACAAUACAAGACUUCAAUAUCUGAAUCUGAGAGACAAUAACUUGUCAACACUGUCCUGGAGGACAUUCAUAAACUUAAACAUGACAUCUUUUCCUCUCCUGUCUGGUAACCCUCUGGAGUGUGUAUGUGAGAACAUGUGGAUCAAACUGAGGCUGCAAGAGGACAUUGACAGUGCAGAAAGUCAACAGCUGAAAUGCAUAGACGACCUUGGAGUGAGGAGGGCCAUCUCCAGAUUAAUUCUCCCUGAUUGUGAGGCUCCCGCAGUGGAGGUCAGUCCCUCUAUCGUCACAAAGACGGAGGGAAGUGAUGUCACAGCAGUGUGCAGUGCAACAGGGUCUCCUGCCCCUGAGAUCUCGUGGAAUUUGGACACCAUCUUCACCAGCUAUGAGGUCAAUGUCUUGGAGCUGGAAAGCAAUCUGACACUGUCAGGUCUCUCGCCUUCGGACAACGGCAGAGUGAUCACUUGCAAUGUGGAGAACGUAGUCGGCCAAACCGAGGCUUACCUCCAACUCAACAUCCUCUUUUGCCCCACUAUCCUGGAGCUGCUGGAGCCAUUGAGACUCCACCACUGGUGUAUCCCUUUCAGUGUGACUGGGAACCCCAAGCCCGAGCUGCAGUGGUACCACCAGGACCAGGAGCUCCAUGAACAAGAGUAUAUCAAGACUGAGAUCCACAAGAGCCUUGGAAGCGUUCACCACGGCUGCCUGCAGCUUGCCAACCCGACUCACAUCCACAACGGGCAGUAUACGCUGGUGGCCAGGAACGAGUUCGGGGAGGACCAGAAAGUCAUUGACGCCCACUUCCUGCUCCCGCCAGACGAGGGCGACUAUCCCUCAGAACAGCCAUAUUACCCUUACACCACUGACUCACCACUACCCCCAAUAGACGACAGUGUUGCAGUGUACGUAGUGGUGGGAAUCGCUGGUGUGGCAUUAAUUGUAUGUGUUCUGAUGGUGAUCAUUCUGAAAUACGGAAGAAACUCUAAGUUUGGGAUGAAGGGCUCCUCCUCCUCGGUCAUCAGUAACGAUGAUGACUCUGCCAGUCCUCUUCAUCACGUCUCAAACGGCAACAACACCCCGUCGUCCUCGGAGAUGAGCCACGAUGCGGUGAUCAUUGGAAUGACAAAGAUCCCUGUCAUCGAGAACCCGCAGUAUUUCCGCCAAUCUGGCAGCAUGCUGAAAUCGGACACAUUUGUCCAGCACAUCAAGAGACACAACAUUGUGUUGAAGCGUGAGCUGGGAGAGGGGGCCUUUGGGAAGGUGUUUCUGGCUGAGUGCUACAACCUGACUCCAGAUCAGGACAAGAUCCUGGUGGCUGUCAAGACGUUGAAAGAGGCCAGCGAGAGUGGCCGUGCUGACUUCCACCGGGAGGCGGAGCUGCUGACCAACCUGCAGCACGAGCACAUCGUCACCUUCUACGGCGUGUGUGUGGACAGCGACCCGCUCAUCAUGGUGUUCGAGUACAUGAAGCACGGCGACCUCAACAAGUUCCUCAGGUCCCAUGGUCCUGACAUGGUGCUGAUGGCUGAUGGGCAGCACAGCCUGAUGGUGGAGCUGACCCAGUCCCAGAUGCUACACAUCGCCCAGCAGAUUGCUGCAGGCAUGGUCUACCUGGCCUCCCAGCACUUUGUCCACAGAGACCUGGCCACACGCAACUGUCUAGUGGGAGAGAACCUGCUGGUCAAGAUUGGGGACUUUGGAAUGUCCAGGGACGUGUACAGUACCGACUACUACAGAGUGGGGGGUCACACCAUGCUGCCCAUCCGGUGGAUGCCUCCUGAGAGCAUCAUGUACCGGCGGUUCACCACGGAGAGCGACGUCUGGAGUCUGGGCGUGGUCCUCUGGGAGAUCUUCACCUAUGGGAAGCAGCCCUGGUACCAGCUCUCCAACAAUGAGGUGAUUGAGUGCAUCACCCAGGGGCGCGUGCUGCAGCGGCCGCGUUCUUGUCCAAAGGAGGUGUACGACCUGAUGCUGGGCUGCUGGCAGAGAGAACCCUACAUGAGACUGAACAUCAAAGAGAUUCACAGCCUGCUCCAGAAUCUGUCCAAGGCCUCGCCUGUCUACCUGGAUAUUCUGGGCUGAGUGAGUCUGAUCGGCUGUGUUUGUGUAUGGGAGGGAAUGAGGGUGGAGUUGUGUGCGUAUGAGCGAGCAUACUGUUUGUAUGGGUGCGAAUAAGGGUGUUUGUGUGUGUGAGCAUACUGUGUGUGUGUGUAUGGGUAGGAUGAGGGUGGAGGUGUGUGUGUGUGUGUGUGUGUGUGUGUGUGUGGUGUGUGUGUGUGUGCGUGAGCAUACUGUAUGUGUGUAUAUGGGUAGGAUGAGGGUAGAGGUGUGUGUGAGCAUACUGUAUGUGUUUCUGUGUGCUGACUGUGCUUCUGCCUGCUCAUCACAUAGACAAAAGCCUUACAUUUGAUUGCCAUUUCCUUUCCUUGUCCAUUUGAAAAUACUCUUAGGACCCGUUUCUCAAACCCAGAUUAAAAGAAUCCUGGAGUAGGCCCAAUUCUGGUUUAGUUCAUCAAGAGCAAAAAAUAGGAUUUCAUAAACAUCAGUUAACCUUGAAUUACAUACUCUUGGACUUUGACGGGGACUUUUUAAAUAAU